Molecule: messenger RNA, 2556 nt
Organism: Neoarthrinium moseri
Lineage: Eukaryota; Fungi; Ascomycota; Sordariomycetes; Amphisphaeriales; Apiosporaceae
Exons: 4
Coding region: 1-2556 (851 amino acids)
Source: RefSeq, a predicted model, not a curated record
AUGACCCGGGAGAAGAAAAAACCACCGCUUCCAGCGCGCGGUGAUGCGGCCAAGGAUCGGCAUAACAAGGCAUCUCGCAUGCGCAAUGCAGAUCCGACAAUCUACAAUGGAUUGAAUGCCUACAAGCAGCCGCCGCCACAGAUGAAACACAAAUCCUACUUCGUGAUCGCAGACAACACAGAUAGGAAAGAGAAGAAGCUGGAGACCAAGGUGACCGUCGAUCGCAACCCUCCGCCUGGGUUCGAAUUCAUCGCCGCAGGCAAUCCCCAGCUCAGCAAGCUCUGUAAGGAGCUGUCAAGAGAGCAGGAUGCUAUGAUCUUCAUUGUCUCGGAAUCCAAUGGCAAAACCCUGUCGGAUGAAUUGCAGCGCUUGGGCUACCAUUUUCGCCAGCGCAUCGUCGACCAAGCUAGGGAGAUGCUCCUUGAACACGGCCAUACCGACCGUGCCAGGUUCACGAUACCUGGGCGGCCUGAGGUCAUUCCAGAGGACAAGGAGAAAAUGAUGCGCGAAGCAGAUGCUGUCUUGCGGGACUUGUUCCCCCGGAUCCCUCACACCGAUCGUGCCGAGAUACUCUUACAGUCCUUUAACCAGGCGAAUAAAUACUUCAACGGCAGCCUCAAGGUUGGCAUGAACCAGAGCAUGCCGUUGGCUCGGCGUGUUCAGCUCGCCGCCAUCUCACACAUCAGGCAUACCAAGACCAGAUACGAUGAGCUCCUCAGAGAGGGCCAGAAGUGGGAGAAUGCCAGAAAAGCUGUAGAAAAGCCGUGCCUCGACAUCAUUGUCAAGUGGCGUGGUGACGAAGAAACAGGCCGGGACCAGCUGGAUGAGAUUCUGCAAGAAGUCAUAGAAAUCUCAGACAGUGAGGGCGAUUCUGAGGAUGAGUACUCCAGCGAAGAAGCAAUCGUUCCGAACCCUGUGGGCUUACGGGCUCGAAUGUCCCCGGUUGCUGCUAGGACGUCUCACGCCGUACAGGAACCAGUGCGGAUCACAGAAGCACCCACCCAAGGACAGCCCCGUGAGCCGUCUGUCAUACUGCUUUCACCUGGCCAGCCAAAGAAGACAAACAGGAAAGAGCGUAAAGCCGCCAAGAAGGCAAACCAGCGCUUCAAAAGGUAUUACCAGGUCGCGGAGACCUUUCGACAGGAACCACAUGCUCCCCCGGAACCGCCAUCAGAAGUUGCUGCUGGGGAUGACUUUCCUGCCGGGGAAACCAUACAUAGGUUUGGUGACUCACGCUCUUUGCAGGCAACGAGUAGCAGCCACAUCCCAGUGUCCGGUGAGGGCAUACCACAAGGUGCACGACUGCAUUACGACCCGUAUGCUGGAUCCCCUAGAUAUCGAGAGGAUGUCACCAGAGAGGCAAUGCGGCGCCAGUCGCCUCUUGUAGGGCAUGGGAAUGGCAUUCCGCCUCAAGUCGGAUUUGUAAGUGAUCGUCAGAGACACGACCAUGUUCCGCUGUCGCCUGCCAAACACCAAUUGCACGAUAUGCUAGUUCCAUUUAUUGAGCCGCGGUCGCCUGGUGUGGUGCAGAAUCGCGAUCAACCCCCCUCCUACUUUUCUCAUAGGUUUGAGCCUCAUGCAGAACCUCCUCGGAUCGUAACCCGGUCGAUUGUCCAUCAGCCCUCAGGCGCCGCUCGUCCAGCCUCUCCGGAGUACCUUUCUGGUCUGGAAGACCUCUCUAUAAAGCGACGCCGUGUCGUGUCGCAGGCCGAAUCAUCCGGACUUUUCUCCAACGGCUUCAUCCAAGUGAAUCGUCGGCCGGAGCAGGUGGUGGAACACACAGCGGGCCGCCCUAUCAGCUAUCCCAUCCCGGUAUCCAGAGAGGCCCAACCAAGACCUCGAUCGCCUGUCCGCUACGUGCACCGACCGUUAGAGGUCGGUCGCGAAGAGCACAGGGCCAACCCGGUUGUUCUCAACAGGUCGGACUGGUCUGGCCAGGAUGAGGUCGCUUAUAGGUCAAGAGCCCAUCCCAUUUAUGUCGGUGAACCAACACAUCCAACCCGGGAAAAUGCUGCUGUUAGGUCCAGCAACAACCCUAUUGUUCUGGACUCGCCUCGUACAGUGGGAAGGUACAUUGAGCCGCACCAACCUUCAGACAAGUUGGACCAGUACAGACUGCCUCCUGCUAGACCAGAGGCGAUCCGUGAUGUUCCGGUCCGUGAGAUCCGCCAUUUCGUCGACGGUCGUCCCGUUAUCUACGUAAAUGAACCGGAUCCUAGAGCAUUCCGGGCUCAGGAGACUAGUCGUGGUUACAGCGGCCCGCUAUAUUCGCAGGAUAGGACAUUCGCAUACCAUGCCGAUCCACACUCGUACCAAGCACCGCCGGCCCGAGACGCGUUUGACCAAGCGCGCCACUACACGGAAGCAAAUCCACGACUUAUAGCGCCAUCGCAUGGUAGCAUGGGACGUGGAGUAAUGGAUGAUCGUAUGCCGCGACCAAUGUCCCCGCGGCAAGGGACUUACGAGGCCCAUUACGUACGGGAUUCUCCUCAACGCGGGUGGAACGCAGCAGGUGAAGCUCCGGCUAGCUACACUAUUGCCCAUCCACCUCGCUAA